AUGGCUUCCUCAUACCCGUUUCCAGACAAUGUCCAUGUCUCGAGUUCUGUCACUCUGAAACUCAACAACAGCAACUACUUGCUGUGGAAGACUCAAUUUGAGUCUCUCCUAUCGAGUCACAAGCUCAUAGGGUUUGUCAAUGGAGCCGUUUCUGCUCCAACAAAGACACGUCAAGUUGUCCAAGACGAUGUCUCCAGUGAAGUCACCAACUCGCAGUAUGAGUCUUGGUUCUGUACCGAUCAGCUUGUCAGGUCGUGGCUGUUUGGAACUCUUUCUGAAGAAGUGUUAGGUCAUGUUCACAGCCUCCCCACGGCUCGUGAGAUUUGGCUUGCUCUCGCUGAAAACUUCAACAAGAGCAGUGUCGCCAGAGAAUUCUCUCUCCGACGCAGUCUUCAGCUUCUGUCAAAGAAGGAAAAAUCUCUUUCUACCUACUGUCGUGAAUUCAAAUCCAUUUGUGACUCCCUUAGCUCCAUCGGCAAACCAGUUGACGAAUCCAUGAAGAUCUUUGGCUUCUUGAACGGUUUAGGUCGAGAAUACGACCCUAUAGCAACUGUCAUUCAGAGUUCCUUGAGCAAGCUCUCACCUCCUACGAAUGAUGUUGUGUCGGAAGUCCAAGGAUUUGACAGCAAACUCCAGUCGUAUGAUGAUGCGUCUUCGGUCACUCCUCAUCUUGCAUUCAUGACCGACAAGACAAAUCCGUGUGCUCCUCAGUUUCAACCCAGUCAGAGAGGUCGUGGUGGUCGAUUUGGCCAAAACAGAGGCAGAGGAGGCUACACUACUCGCGGCAGAGGCUUCUCCCAGCACCAAUCUGUCUCUCCGUCUCAAGGACAGCGCCCAAUCUGUCAAAUCUGUGGCCGCAUUGGUCACACAGCUAUCAAAUGCUACAAUCGUUUUGAGAACAACUAUCAAACUGAAGUUCCCACUCAAGCGUUUGCUUCUCUUCAAGUCUCUGAUGAUAGUGGUCGUGAGUGGCAUCCGGACUCUGCAGCUACGGCUCACAUAACAUCCUCGACGUCUGGACUGCAGGAAGUAAAAGCCUAUGAUGGAACUGAUGCAGUGAUGGUUGGUGAUGGAGCUUACCUUCCCAUCACACAUGUUGGAUCAACCACCAUUUCUUCUGCUAAAGGUACAAUUCCCUUACAUGAAGUUCUCGUAUGUCCUGAUAUAAAGAAAGAUCUCUUAUCUGUGGGCAAGUUAUGUGAUGAUUAUCCUUGUGGAGUGUUCUUUGAUUCUAAUUCAGUAUAUAUAAUUGACUUAACCACUCAGAAAGUGGUGUCCAAGGGUCCUCGUAGAACAGGACUAUAUGUGCUGCAGAAUCAAGUGUUUGUUGCGCUCUACUCAAACCGUUAG
This is a messenger RNA of Camelina sativa (false flax), 1350 nucleotides long. The record is from RefSeq and is a predicted model, not a curated record. Lineage: Eukaryota; Viridiplantae; Streptophyta; Magnoliopsida; Brassicales; Brassicaceae.